AUGUUGCGUGGCAGAUUCGUGUGUGGACUCAGGGAUACUCACCUUCCACAGCGUCUGCUCAGUGAACGUCACCUAACGUUUCGAAUUGCGUACGACAUGGCCAAGGCAGCCGAAGCAGCUGCAACCCACCAAGCUCAGUUCAGACCACGAGAGCACAGCGGAAAGGUACACGCUACCGCGAAGACAAAUGCUGGCCUUGGAUCGGCUCAGAAACCCAGAGGGAACGACGGGAAGCCUAAGGACAGCUUUCAGAGGCACGAUUGUUACCGCUGCCUGGGGUCUCACAAGCGCACGGAUUGUCCAUUCAGAACAGCAAUUUGCUUUUCAUGUGGCAAGCCUGGACACUUGCGGAAAGCCUGUCAAAAGCGCAAACAAAAGGGUGGAAAGACUCAUGUGGUACAGGAAGAGCAAAAAGACAGUGAUUUGUACAACUUGCACCAAGUACAUUCUGUGCAUUCUACUGUUCCCAGGUACACUGUAACUCUGCGCGUGGAUGACAAGCUUGUGCCCUUCGAGGUUGACUCUGGUUGUGCUUACACACUUAUAAGUGAAGAAACAUACACAGCUACUUGGAUCAAGAAGCCACCCUGGCUCGGGCCAGUUGAGGUAGGCUUGCAAACGUGGUCGGGUGAACCAAUGAAGUUAAAAGGUUCGGUGGAAGUCAGAGUCAGGUGGAAGUCAAAGGACUAUCUGUUACCUCUUCUGGUGGUGAAGGGUACCGGGUGCAGCUUGUUGGGCCGCAACUGGUUCCAGCCGCUCAACAUCAAGAUCAGUGGUGUCAACAGCGUUCCAGCGGCUACCAGCAUAGAUGCAUUGCUGAGCAAGUUCUCAUCAGUGUUUGCGGAUCCUUGUGAAGGACAUGCUGGGCCACCAGUUGAAAUAGAACUUAAAGGGACCGAAAAGUGA
Molecule: messenger RNA, 906 nt
Organism: Ornithodoros turicata
Lineage: Eukaryota; Metazoa; Arthropoda; Arachnida; Ixodida; Argasidae
Exons: 1
Coding region: 1-906 (301 amino acids)
Molecular function (GO): zinc ion binding; nucleic acid binding
Source: RefSeq, a predicted model, not a curated record